AUUGAAAUGGAUUCAUAAUAAGAUGUUGAAUGUGAUUAAUGUUAGACAGUACCAGAGACUUAUGUAAAAUUAGAAUGUGAUCAUAAAUUUUGUUUGAUAUGUUUGGCCUAUAAUUACUUAUAAAUUUAACAAGAGAAGUAAAAUUUAGAAGAACUUGAAAGAGUGGCAGUAUGUUUUAAAUGCAAUCAACUUACUAAACUGGAUUAAGAUACUGUUGAAGCUCUUCAUAUGGUCAUAAAGGAAAUCAUAGUUCCGUUAAUUGAAUAAAAUUAAAUUAAUCAAAAAUCUAAUAACGACAGUGAAGUAGUUGAAGUAAUAGAUGAUUUACAUGAUUUGGGUGUAUAAAAUGUUGGAUCUUAACAUUAAUCAAAUUAAAAAAAUUCAUUAGUAAACGAAAGACUAUAAAUGUAUUUAGAGCGAUUAGAAAAAAGCUUUAAAUCUAAGUUUGAAGCUAUUAAAGAUAUUUAAGAUCAAAAACACUAAUUUCAAUAAAAAUGUAAAUAAACAAAGGAUGAAAUUAACAGCUAAUAUUAAUAAGUACUUUUUUGUAAAGUUAUCAUUAGUUUAUUUUGAGUUUAGAAUAAAAGAAAAACUAAACGUUUAAUGAUAUAAAUAGUUUAGAAAUGAUUCAAUUAUUGGAUAUUCAAAAGUAAGAAAAGGAUUUAGAAUAGUAAAUAUAAUAAAUGGCAUAAUUUUAAGAAGAAAUCAACUCAUUGAUCUAUUAGAAUUUAAAUAAAUCUUAAGAAGAUAUAAGCAAAUUAUUAAUUGAUAUAGAAAAAUCUUUAAAUGUUCCAUCUUCAUCUCUCUAAAUAGUAAUUAUAAUUAUUAUUUUAAAAGAAAUCUUCAAUAUUAGCUACAUAAAGAUAAUUACUUAAAUUAUCAACCAAUGCUUAAUCUUAAUUAUGUGCAACUGUUCCUAAUUUAUUAUCAGACUUCCCUUAAUCUUUAAAAUAAAAAGAUUUAUUUAUAAAGAAUUCUAAUUCAGAGGAAAAACCUUUAGAUUCUAAACUUAAUGUUCACUUUGAAAGAUAAGAUAGACUUAGCAAAUUUAGCCCUAUUAAAUCAGAAAAGUUAAAUGAAUUAUGGCCUAAAAAUGAUAAACCUCAUUAAUCAUUAGAAAAAAUUAAUUUUAAAGAGAGUAAAGAUCUUCAUGAAUUUAAAGAUUACAGAGAUAAGGAAAAAGAUAAAAAAAAUUAAAAGAUUUUAACUUAAGAAAGUGUGAAUGCAAAUGCUAAAUCAAAAUUUAGAUAUGAAGAUAGUGAUGAAAAGAGUAAGAAUAAUAAUUCUAAAAAAAUAAUUGAUAGUUAAAUAUCUUAAAAGAAUAAUCUAGUGAGUAAAUGGAAAGAUUAAUUAUUUGAUGUUUUUGAUAAAAAAACUAUUAAGUAACCUGAAUCUCCAAAAAUACCUGAAAAAUAAAAUUAUCCUAUUCGUGAUAUUCCUUAUCAUAGAGAAUCAUCAACUCAUUAUCCAAGAGAAAAUAAAAACUCUCAAGAAAAAUUGACUGCUAAACAAUAAUUGAUAAAUCGCGCUUGUACAAUACAUGAUGUUUUAAAUAUGCAAUAUUAAAAUUUCAUGACUUAGAAAGAAAACCUAAUAAGAAGAUGA
Molecule: messenger RNA, 1605 nt
Organism: Paramecium sonneborni
Lineage: Eukaryota; Ciliophora; Oligohymenophorea; Peniculida; Parameciidae
Source: the annotation of a GenBank genome assembly